AUGGCCGAAGAAAUUGGCGAAGAGCGUAUUGCUCGUCUUCAAACCCUCCAAAUGGAGGACCUCGGCAUUGCGAGACGUGAUUACCUUUCGACACGAGACGAAGGCCCAAAGCAAGUGCUGUCCUUGAGUCGUUUGGAGGCUUCUAGAGCCUCAAACCAAGAGGGAACGGAGUGUCACCGUCUAGCUAAAGAGAAUAAGGAUAAAUUGGAUGCGUGGAAGAAUGCCUGGAAAACUCUUGGUCAAGCUGAAGGUGAUGAUCUCGCUCCUAUGAUGGAGGGACAAUGGCAUAGGUACAACCUAAUGCAAACCAUCAAAUCAAACGGUGGUCAGAAGUACGAGGCCGAAACUGAUACGUCCGUUCAUCCGCGUGGCCGACGUGCAGUCGGAGCCCCUGGGGGCACUGGUCGAGGUGGUGGUGUUAUUGGAGCUCGUGGACGUCACCAGUCAAUUUCCCAAAGAUCGAGUGCUACUGUAAAGGAACGUGGCAAGGAAAGGACCAGGGGACAUGAUUUUACAUCUGGUCGUCCGUUAGACCCUGCAAGGGAUAUUAACAAUCCGCAGUCACCUCAAAAUCGGGGAGGAAAAGGCCGUGGCAAUGCACGCCUACGACCAGCCACCAUGAGACCUCGCGUUCCGGUUUCGGCACAUCCGCCAACCGCAGUCUCUGAGAAGGGACAUAAUACUCCCAUUAACGAUAGCAAUAGGCGUGAACCAACUCAUUCCGAGGCUGGCAAUAUCGAACCUUGCAAGAACGCAGAGUCUGCCGAAAUCGCUAAGAGUGUGGGCAAAACUGUGCAAAUUGAAAAAGCGAAAAUUACUCAAGAAAAGGACGUACAGAGGCUUCAUGAAACGAUCGCUGAGCUUUCUAAUGCUGAACCAACACCGGAGCGGCCAGUUUGGGAUAUUAUAGAAGUAUUUGGCAGUCCUUCCUCUACGAAAGAGACCCAGACUGACUCCAUGAAAAAAAAGGUCGACCAGGGAUUUAGCAGCACCCUUCCUCAACCUGUGGCUCGCAUGCGUCGCCAGAAGCAAGUUUUGGACGACGGUCAGAUUGAUAGAGACAAUACAUCGAUGCCUUCGGUAAAUUUCAACUCUGCGACCAUUAUGAAUGAUGGAUCCAAAGCCCCCACUGGUGCUCAAUCUUCGACUGCGGUUAAGCCCUGCAAGGAUACGGGCAUGGAACAGGAGCGUAAUGCCUCUGAAAAUGUUUCAUUGAUAACAGAGGAGAAACGAACACACUACAUUGAAGACGAUGACGCAGAGAGAGAGGUUGAAGAGCUUCGACAGACACUUUCAGCAGGCUAUCUUCUUCCGUCUAUUCGAAAGCUCUUGACUGACCGUAAGAAGAAGCUAGAAGACACUCUAUAUUUUAAAGAAACCUGCCCUUUGCCAGCAUCAAUGAGCACUCAGCCGUCCGGAGAUGAAACUAAACAACUAGACUUGGCUGCAGUUUCAGCAGCUCCUUCACCAAGUGGAAGUACCUUUGUGCUAUCAAAAGUGCUUCGUGAGUCACAAAGUGAAGUUGCGGCGUCGAGAAAAAUACCUAUGAAAGGUGGUCAAGCUAGAGUGAAACCGGCGGAUGGUAAUAUCCAAUCCCAUGAUACGACUCAAGCUUCCAACCAAUUGACUUUGGUUAACGAUGAAGGUAACAUUAUUGGCAAUCACCUACUUCCAGGCCGAGGCAACGAGUCCGAGCCCGAGCUCCACGUGGAGGUUCUUAGUAAGAUGGGCGAAGGUAAAUUUCAAUCGAAGAAAGGUAAAGAUGCGCGAUCACACGCCCGUGAUGUAUCUACGGGUUCAAACGCGUCAAAUAUCCAACGCAAGACCAUCCACACACGCGAUAAUGGAAACACCUCUACCUCUGGGAAAUCAUCCUCGCAACCUCUAUACGGGGCUCAGUUGAAAAUACGAGAGACAGCAUAUCUUCCCCAAACAGCAGCUGCCAUGCAAUAUGCUGGACAACUAUCCCAGAACGCCGCCGCUCUGGCUAACCAAAACGCGCAACUUCAAGCUUCAUCCCACAUAACUGGACAAAAGACUAACAGUGUGGUUACCGAAACGGAGACCUCCCCUAUUAGAGGACGCGAGGGGUAUCGUAAUCGUGGUCAUACGCGAACUGAUUCUCUUGGAAGCAGAGUUGGAAGAAGCCACCCGUCAGAAGCAGUCCGUAUCUCCAGUCACGCCACUUCACCUCCCUGUAGCCUAAGAGGAGAUGCAUUCAAAAGCCCACAGCAUGCAUCACUUUUAUCGGGCUCGAAAGUCAAUGACGAGAAUCACGUGCCAAAGAAUCUAGCUAAGAAGUCCACACAAGGUCUUGAAGCAUCCAGAUGGGCUCCAAAAGCUCCAGGAAAGCAAGGAAUAUCUGACGAGGGCGCUCAACUGGGACUUGAGGCAUCUAUGUGGGCUCCUCGGCGUGAUGAGAAAUCAGACAGCCGCGGAAAAGGCUUGAUGGCAUCUCGCUGGGCUCCGCAAGGUUAA
Coccidioides posadasii C735 delta SOWgp is the source of this 2478-nucleotide messenger RNA. The record is from RefSeq and is a predicted model, not a curated record. Lineage: Eukaryota; Fungi; Ascomycota; Eurotiomycetes; Onygenales; Onygenaceae.